Molecule: messenger RNA, 1785 nt
Organism: Epinephelus lanceolatus (giant grouper)
Lineage: Eukaryota; Metazoa; Chordata; Actinopteri; Perciformes; Serranidae
Product: voltage-gated purine nucleotide uniporter SLC17A9-like
Biological process (GO): transmembrane transport; ATP transport
Cellular component (GO): membrane
Molecular function (GO): transmembrane transporter activity
Source: RefSeq, a predicted model, not a curated record
CUGACACCAGAGAGGACGUCACUGUUGUCUGAAUGGCUGACAAGCACACAUCAGACGGCAGGAAUGGCUUCAGUGGUUCUCCUCUGGACUGUGAGGUUUACGUUGCCAAUGAUUUCACCAAACAGGAGCCAGAGGACCAAAACCUGUGGUCCAGACCACUGGCUCGAAAAUGGAUCGUGAUGCUGUUUAUGGGCUCCUGCCUCCUCUACUGUGCCAGGAUGGCCAUGCCGAUCUGUGCGGUGUCAAUGGCGGCUUCUUUCCACUGGAGUAAGAUCGACUCUGGGCUAGUUCUGGGUGGAUUCUUCUGGGGUUACUGUUGCACACAGAUCCUGGGAGGAUAUGCCAGUGACAAAGUGGGAGGAGAGCGCGUCCUGUUCAUGUCUGCAGUCUCGUGGGCUCUGCUCACAGCCUGUACUCCUCUUCUGGCCCACUUAAGCUCACACACCCUCGCUCUCAUGACAAUGGCCAGGUUUCUCAUGGGAGUAAUGCAGGGUGUGUUUUUCCCGUCUCUGGCCAGUAUUUGCUCACAGCGUGUGGUGGAAGGAGAGAGAGGGUUUUUAAUGAGCGCCAUGGCCAGUGGUAGCCAUCUUGGAACGUUGUUAGCAGGUGGGAUGGGGUCCCUGAUGCUGGACCAGUACGGCUGGGAAAGCAUGUUCUACAGUAUUGGUUUCCUGGCUGGACUCUGGGCACUCACCCUCUGGUUGUAUUUAUUAAGAGGUACAGAUUUUUCCCCCAAGCAGACGAAAACAAGUUGCGACCUCCGUUCAAGGUUGUCAAGAACACCGUGGCUGAGUCUCUUUAAGAAACCACCUGUCUGGGCCAUGGUGAUUGCUCACAUGUGCUUGUGCAGCUCUUUCUACACUUUAUUGUCCUGGCUGCCAACAUUCUUCAAAGAAUCAUUUCCACAGGCCACGGGAUGGGUGUAUAAUGUAGUUCCUUGGCUUGUUGCAAUUCCAUCAGCACUAACCGGAGGAUAUAUCUCAGACUUUUUCAUCAACCAAGGAUAUGGUGUAAAACUGGUGAGGAAGAUAAUGCAGUUCUUCGCCAUGGGUGUUAUGAGCAUGUUCAUUAUGCCUCUGUCCGGAGCUGUCACAUAUCCCACUGCUGUGAUUUGUGUAUCUGCUGCCGUCGGUCUGUCCACCUUCAGCGGCGGUGGUGUGAAUGUGAAUGUACAGGAUCUCGCCCCGUCAUGUGCUGGUGCCCUCUUUGGUUUUAUGAACAUGUUUGGUGCUUUGUCUGGAGUGGUGAUGGUCUCUGUGUCAGGGUACCUGAUAGAGGUCACGCAGUCGUGGGCCAACGUGUUCUCCCUCAUCACUUUGGUAAAUGCCACAGGCCUCGGGAUUUACAUCAUCUUUGGAGAUGCCCGUCGAGUCGACCUGGAAGAUUACAGCCAGGUCAUUGUGAUUUGACUCGGACAUUUCUGUUGCACAUACUGGUCUGUGUCUGAUUUCUGACACUGUACAUUAUAUUAAAUCUCAAUCUAUAGUCACAGUUUGUAGAAAAUAAGAGUAAAUUCUGAGUUAUUCUUUGGUGAACCUGGCUGGGAACAACAGAAAAACUAAAAACACAGUACAGUAUUUAACAGAAAUGAUUGUUUUGGAUGGAAUAAAGUUGUAAUUUCUUUGUCAUUAUUUUGACAAGGGAAUCAGAAUUUUGCUGGUCAUAAAAGUGCAAACAUCCGCUCUGAAAAAUGAAGGAACUUGAACAUAGUUUGAGUUUUUGUUGUUUACUGUGAGUCGUACAUUGUACAAAUAUUUAUGACUGAAUAAAUAUUCAGUGUAGAAA